AUGGCCAUCACUAAUCGCUUUGCCACCAGCAACGCCGUCAAACUGGAUGGCUUCAGUUUCUUCUCCUCUUUCUCCGGCAAACCAAACCACUUCUUGGCUCGUCGUUGGUCACAGACGACGACUCAUAGUAGAGGCCAAAUUUCAUGCUGUUAUCGUGAGACUUCGUUGAAAGCUGACACGCAGUUUGUGAUGCCUGUGACAGAAACAAAAUAUGACAGUGAAGGAAUUGGAAUCGUCGGUUUCUUAAAAGGGAAGAGCUAUUUCGUAACAGGUGCAACAGGGUUUCUUGCUAAAGUGUUGAUUGAGAAACUGUUGAGGGCAAGUCCUGAGAUUGGAAAGAUCUACCUUUUGAUGAAAUCCAAGGAUCAAGAUUCAGCCAACAAGAGACUCUAUGACGAGAUCAUAAGCUCGGAACUGUUCAAGCUUCUGAAAGAAAUGCACGGAAGCUUCUACGAAGACUUUAUGAAGAGAAAAUUGAUUCCAGUAGUUGGAGACAUGGGAGAGGAGAAUCUCGGGAUCGCAUCUGAAACGGCAGAAAAAAUAAGUGAGGAGAUUGAUGUCGUUAUAAACAGUGCUGGCCGUACAACAUUUGACGACAGAUACGACGCUGCACUAAGUGCCAAUGUUCUUGGACCGGAGAGGCUCUUGAGCUUCGGAAAGAAAUGCAAGAAACUGAAACUUUUCCUCCACGUUUCAACUGCUUUUGUGACUGGUAAGCAAGAGGGAACAGUACUAGAGACUCCUCUCUGCAUUGGAGAAAACAUAACUUCCGACUUGAACAUCGAAACAGAGCUGAAACUAGCCUCAGAAGCUGUAGGAAAUUUCCAUGGCAGUGAACAAUUCAAGAAACUGAAAGAACUUGGUAUCGAAAGAUCUCGGAGCUAUGGAUGGGAAUGCGCUUACACAUUCACAAAAGCCAUGGGUGAGAUCGUAAUUCAGAGCAAGCGAGGAGACAUGCCUGUAGUGAUCAUAAGGCCUAGUGUUAUAGAAAGCUCUUACAAGGAGCCUUUCCCUGGCUGGCUCCAAGGAAUUAGGAUGACUGCUCCAUUAAUCUUGGGAAACGGAAAAGAGCAGAUUCCUGACUUGUUGGCAGAUUAUGGAUCUAUAAUGGACGUUAUACCUGUUGAUAUGGUUGUGAACGGGACAAUAGCAGCCAUGGCAAAGCAUGGUUGUGGUGAUAAUGUCUCACUCCUCAAAGUUUACAAUGUUACUUCUUCAUCUAAUCCGAAUCCCUUGCGACUUGGCGAGAUGAUGGACUUGGCUCACCAACAUCUGUGUGACUCUCCAUUGCCAGAAAAAACAAAAGACUUAGAGCGCAUGAAGUACCACAGUUCCUUAGAGGGAUUCACCUCCUCUGUAUCCAAGACACUAGCAAAACACGAAAGAGAGAUGAACAAUGGAGAAGGAGAAGCAGAGUCACAUAUCAGACUGAGCAGGAAGGGGAAGAGGAAGCUAAACUAUUUUGUGUCCUUGGCAAAAGAAUAUCAGCCUUUCUUGUUCUUUAAAGCUCGGUUUGACGACACCAAUACAAGGAGUCUGAUUCAGGAAUUGUCAAUGGAAGAGAGAAAAAUGUUUGAUUUCGAUGGCAGUUUCAUUGACUGGGAGGACUAUGUUGUUAACAUUCAUCUCCCAGGCCUCAAAAAGGAACUCUUACGGAAAAGAUCCACUUAA
Messenger RNA from Microthlaspi erraticum, 1671 nucleotides. The record is from the annotation of a GenBank genome assembly. Lineage: Eukaryota; Viridiplantae; Streptophyta; Magnoliopsida; Brassicales; Brassicaceae.